This is a messenger RNA of Rhizoctonia solani, 1554 nucleotides long. RefSeq lists its product as uncharacterized. The transcript is spliced from 8 exons. The record is from RefSeq and is a predicted model, not a curated record. The coding region runs from base 1 to 1554 and encodes 517 amino acids. Lineage: Eukaryota; Fungi; Basidiomycota; Agaricomycetes; Cantharellales; Ceratobasidiaceae.
AUGUCGGAAAUCGAGUUGAUUUACCAAUACCGCUGGAGUAUCAUGCCUGUUGUUAGUGGCGAUAUUGCUAGGCUAUUAUUCAAGUCGAACGCUAAAGGCGCUUCUCUGAAAUUAGGAGGUGUAUGUUUGCGCCGGGACUACGAGAUGACUAAACGCAAACGCGAGACUCUGGAAGUUUCUCGGGACUUCUGUGCUCUGGCACAGUGGACCAAAGAUCGACUCGAGAUUGUUGCAAAUAGAUUCAAGAAUUCAAACAUGCUUUUGACAUGGUUCAAGGGUUGGGAGAAGAAUAGACGAGCUGGGAAACGCUAUCCAGCAUCGUCAAGGCGAGAACGUGGAAAGCUCGCAAAGGCCCGAGUGGAAUAUAUUGAUCGUCAAAUAACUGAGAUGGGAUACCAGCUUUCUGAAAUUCAGCAUUUGAGGGCUUCUGAGUCUAGAAAGUGGCGUGCAUGGAGGGUUAAAUAUGCAAAUCUGUCUGAUGACGAAGCAUGGGAGCUACUUCUUCCUCAUCUUCUUCAUCAUCUCGAAAAAAAUCGCAAGCUUCAACGUCGUAUCGAUCGGCAAGAUACGGUCAACACUAUCUUAUCCGAAAUACAAAAGGAUUUUGAGCCUAUUUCUUGCGUACAUGUCCAAUCCGAAAAUGAUGAAUGGUCGUUGAUAUCAGUUGCCACUAUGUUGAACAUGCUUAACAGCAUCAUUGAGACCGGUAAACUGAGGGAUGAUUUAUUUAUCCCAUCUUUCCCUCAUGGCGAGGAUGUUCCCGGUAUAUGCCCGGAGAUACAGGCAAUAAUAGAUGCAAAAACAGCAAAAGAGGCCUUUGAGCUCGAGAUACGAACUAAGAACGAGUAUUUGGCGCGCGCAAUCCAUAUCUGGCGUAAUGAAUUGGAAGUCCAACUGACAAGUUUGCUGCCCAAGGAGACGCGAUCUGUGGAUAUUGAGACCCCUGAGUAUAAAUUGAUACUUGGCAAUGGCUGGGGCGCCAACUUGCUCGAUUGUCUGCCUGUGGAACGUGCAAAAUUACUGCGUGCCGACUCUAUCUUUUCUGUGGGAUAUCUUGGACCAAUUUUGAGGAUGGAUGGGGAAGGUCUGAUGUAUUACCCAGAAUGCUUUCAGGGAGGAUUCAAGAUGUGCGACAAGGGGAAACUUCAUUAUCAUUCUGCGGCAGCUAGGAUCGCUAAAGCCUUGUUAUGUGCCAUGGGGGCCCCUGACAUUUCGUAUUUGGCAAUUAAUACGAUACCCAGGCGCUAUCAGUGCGGACGAUGCGAUGAUCAACCCGUUUUUACUCUCUGGAAAGAAUUUUUCCACCAUUAUAUCGAUAAAACAUACGAAAAUCAAGUACUGACAAUGUAUGGUUUUGGGAGCCCGGAAAAUAUUGAUGCGUACACAUUCACGCAUGACGUUGAGGUCAUACAUUCCGAUAAGCCGCUGGUGCGACUGUUAGAUGUUCCAACUAGUAACCCCCCUCAGCCUGUUGAGCUUGAAUCCGGUCAAGGUGACUUCAUGCGCCUACUCUGUCAGGAUCCAGAUACUUAUCUGGCCGAGCUCGAUAUGUAA